GUAAUUUAAACAUGGCCACUACCUAUUAGCCCUACCCACAUUUUGGGGAACUAUGCUUGGAGGCUUGUCAAGUAAAUUGUGGGAUUGAACCUGUAGCUUAUUUUAAACGUAGUUUGCCCUGUAGGAAAGGUACCAAAACAACACAAUCAGUUAUUCUUUUAUUUUAAUUAAAUCCGCAAUGGGCUCUGAAUUGAAUAUGUCCAAAAUCUUAAUUUCACUGACAUUUGCUCUCCCGUUAUUGGCUAUCGUCGGAUUCUACACUGUUCAUGGAUGCAACGAAGCUGUGUGUGCUAGUAUUGUCAGUAAAUGUAUGCUAACACAAUCAUGCAAGUGUGAGUUAAGAAACUGCACAUGUUGCAAGGAGUGCUUUUCGUGUCUUGACUACCUCUAUGCUGAAUGUUGCUCUUGUGUUGAAUUGUGUCCGAAGCCUAACAAUACUGUUAGCGAAUUGAGCAGGAAAUCUCAUGUUGAAGAUCUGACAGAGCCCACACCAGAUUUGUUUGCAGCCUUGACAGAUGAUCGUGAUACUCUGCAACGUUGGCUAACUUUCACUUUCCCUGUUGAUUUGGACAUCAAAAUUUUUAAGAAUAAAGAAAUCAAGUACAAAACAAUCAACUCGGAGCAGGAAGUUAUUCCAUUGAAAGACUUGAUCACUGUGAACUGCACUGUUGCAUACAUGAGUCAGUGUAUGUCCUGGAAUAAAUGCAAAGCUUCUUGCAUCUCUAUGGGUGCAUCAAGCUACAGGUGGUUUCAUGAUGGUUGCUGUGAAUGUGUUGGACACACUUGCAUAAACUACGGUAUCAACGAAAGUCGUUGCCUCGAGUGUCCUGGUGAAGACGAUGAUAACCCAAUUGAAACUGAAGUAUUUGCCGGAGAAGAUUACGAAAACGGAGAAGCUUCUGAAAAAGAUGGGAAAAAAGGAAAGACUGAAGAAAAGGUGGUCGAGAAAAAAAUCGAAGCAACUUCGCCAGUCGAAUAAUCAAAGUCUUGACUUAACUGUUCUGUAUAUGUUAUUAUAUCUUCUUGCAAACAACCGUUUUCGUAUUUUUUACCAUUUGAGUCCGUUCUCUGUCGUCCGGAAAACUUGCUUAUGCCGUCCCUAAUAAAUUUUUUACACGCCA
Daphnia pulicaria is the source of this 1121-nucleotide messenger RNA. Its product is annotated as twisted gastrulation protein homolog 1-B-like. NCBI's taxonomy places the organism in Eukaryota, Metazoa, Arthropoda, Branchiopoda, Diplostraca, Daphniidae. Gene Ontology annotation, biological process: regulation of BMP signaling pathway. The coding region runs from base 179 to 979 and encodes 266 amino acids. The record is from RefSeq and is a predicted model, not a curated record. The transcript is spliced from 3 exons.